Messenger RNA from Paramisgurnus dabryanus, 3706 nucleotides. The record is from RefSeq and is a predicted model, not a curated record. Lineage: Eukaryota; Metazoa; Chordata; Actinopteri; Cypriniformes; Cobitidae.
GGGGUUUUCGGCUGUGUGUGUAUAAGUUGGUCCUGUAGCAGAGUUUACUGUGAGUUUACUUUCUGCGUGUAGUGGAUGUUUGUCAUUACGUUGAAACCUCAUUUCUUUUUAAGUAGGAUUACUUCUAUAAUUAUACGAAACAAAGUAUAAACACCAGGAACAUAACAACAGCAUCAAAGUGAGGAACACAUGCGAUUGGACAUCGUCCACCUCCUGAACUUUUAUCUGUCUUAGUUAUCCACAUCGUUUCAAACUCUUGGCCUUUACAUGGAACAUACCUUCAUCAUUCUGGCGCACAGGAACAGGUAGUGAGAGUCAUGGCAGCUGUCCCAGUCCCGCCACCCCCCCUAAUCCCCCCUCCACCCCCUCCUCCACCUCCUCCUGCUUUGGUCAGCGCUAUGACCCGCAGUGACUCCGCUCGUAAAAACAGACUUCGUAAUCUGAACUGGGAGCGUAUCCCACGGGAGCGUGUGGAGGGGCGCAGGAGCGUGUGGAGCGGAUCACUGGAUGACGAUGAGGACUUCUCCAUAGACUUGAACUCUCUGGAUGAGCUGUUUGCCCAGAAAGCAGACAGCAAACCGGAAAGGGUCAACAGCUUUCGACGAAGUUUGAUGCACUGCGGGUCUCUGCAUGAAACUAACAUUGACAAAGUUACGCUGCUUGACUCAAAACGCAGCAUGAAUGUUGGAAUAUUUCUACGGCAAUUGAAAAUUGCUGCCAAUGAGAUUGUAGAAGAUGUGAGGCGAGGAGUCGGCCAGCGUUACGGAGCAGAGAAACUCUCAGAGCUCUGCAAACUUCUUCCUGAUAAAGAUGAGGAGACCAGACUGAAGAAGUUCAGUGGUGAUCGUAGUUUACUGCCAGAAUCAGAUCUCUUCAUACUCUCACUGGUGGAGUUACCAAGCUUUCGUAUGCGUUUGGAUGUCAUGAUCCUCCAGCAGGAGUUUGACCCUGCGGUGUCCUCCAUCUGUGUGGCGGCCAGAUGUCUGGGAGAGGCGGCUCGAGAGCUGCUGAGCUGCCCUGAGCUUCAUUAUAUCCUGCGCUUGGUGCUCAAGGCUGGAAACUAUAUGAAUGCUGGAGGUUAUGCCGGGAAUGCUGCCGGAUUCAGGAUUUCCUCUUUACUCAAACUGGCAGACACAAAGGCCAACAAACCAGGCAUGAACCUCCUUCAUUUUGUUGCCAUGGAGGCCGUGAAGAAAAAUAAAGAUCUGCUGAUGUUUCCCAGCCGCUUGACUCGCAUCAGUUCAGCAUUAAGAUUAUCAGAAGAUUCUGUGGAAGAGGAUUUAUCACGACUACAGACUCGAAUCACAGAACUCCGAAUCCGAGCUCAAUCAGAUGCCGAGAUUGAGGAGCAGACCCGAUCUUUUCUAGAGGUGGCAGACGUGAAGCUUCAGGAAGCUCAGGAUGAGCUGGAGAUCUUACAGAAGGCCAGUAAAGCACUGAUGGAGUUUUUAUGUGAAGAUGAAAACUCCUUUAAACUUGAGGAGGCCUGUCAUAUCAUCCACUGCUUCUGUCAGCGCUUUCAGAGAGCUGUGCAGGAGAAUAGAGAGCGAGAGCUGCAGGAGCAGCGUCGUCUGGCACGUGAGCGUGAGGGCGCUGAAAAGCGUCGCUCUCUGGCCUUGUGCACCGGACUGGAAGCAGAGCGGGAAUCGGACGACCUGGAGUGGGCUCUAAAGAGAAGUUUAAGUUACUCAGGGGGCCAACGUAGCCUGAGAAGACACUCGCAUUACAUCCCUGCAUCAGAUGAGAGAAAAAUAAAGUCUCCGAAUUCUGAGGACAGACAAGGAUUCAGUCAAGACUCAAGACUAAUGGUACAGAACGAUGACGCUAACGCUGUUGAAACCGAACUGAGGUUGAAAAAAGAAAGUGUAGAAGGUGAGAGUUUAAGCACAGGUUUCGUAUGUGGACUUCAUCGAGGUCCAAUGGCCACACAGUACACCGUGAAAAGCAACCGUAGGUUGAAUGCGAGGACAGUCCCCAGUGAUGAUGGUGCUUUUGUUGUGUUAGCAGAAACCACUAUCGUGACACAUCAGCAGGGGGUUGUGAAUGUCUCGACGCUCACAGGAAUAUCCACUAACAAAGUUUGGAAAGUUGAGAAACUGGUUCAGGACACUUCUGAAAGGCUGACACAGAUAGUGACCGUUGCCUCUGAGAAGCAGGAUUAUUGUGCAAAUGGCAAAGCGGUUCAGUCGGAAAUUGUGCCACGGACACAAGCCGAAACCGACUGUAGCCUGGUUGGAAAGACUUGUUUGAGCUCCUCCUGUCCAGAUGAAACUAGUCCAAAAAACCCAGAAAGUGAGCAUGUUUAUCCUCGAGUUGGAGAGAUGCUGGAGUGUCAUACACUGGUGAGGGGCUUACGCUCAUACGAGAGCCUUUCACCGCCCACGGCACGGCCGGCAACCAAUCACUGUUCCAAAUGGAAGAAAGAGCGGGAGGCUGAAGAGAGGAAUGGUGCUAGCUCGCCGCAAGUUAAGGAGGAUUCCCGUCUGGCAAAGACGCCAACGCGAGGACAGACGAAAAGACGAGUCUCCAACAGUAGCAGCAUUACAAAGGGGCGCACAAAAUCUGAGCCGACUCCUGCCGACGGUCCCGUUGCACGUCCUUCAUCUGUACCUUCUACCGCUGUGCGCUCGCAGCUAUCCGGACGCCUCACUCUCGUCCAGACGUCUGGAGUGAGACAGAAGGUGAACGUCCAGUCUGACGUCAAACAAAAAUGUAACUCUUUAGAUAAAGUAAACCAGGACAAAAACAAAAGCCGCGAGCAGUUUGUAAGAGGCUCACAGUUGCGGGUGGCUAAACGGCUGGCCACCAACUCUCCUAACGCGUCACAUAGCCCGACUGCUGCUACGACCCCGAAAACCAUCCGCACCGCUAUCAUCAGUGCAGCCAAAGCCAAGAGCACCAAGAGCCCCGUUAACAAAACACCCGGCCCUAAAGCUUCCAGAACUACCUCCCAACCCAUGUGGAGAUAAUAUUUGAUUGUUUCUAAGGAGCGGUUGUAUGGGCAUGGUUACUUCCUUUGGUUGAUGCCAAGGUUUUUGUAAGACUGUGAACUGAAACUCCUUUCAAAAUGACACUAAAUAUUCAUCCAUUCUGCUCGGACUGGACAGUUCACUGGAUCUUGAGCAGAACGUCCACCUUCUUCUCCAUUCAUUCACGUGUUAUGUUUUUCACCUACCAUUGAUUCUCAUUCAUGUUCAGACUAUGGAGACUCUACCUCUGAACACUUAUGUGUAAUCUAUACGGGUAACAGCGCACAUCUGAUGUCUGACAACAACCUUUCUUCAAUAUGUGUUUUUCUUGCCAUCUUAGAUUGUUAGCUCUAUAUUAAGACCUUUAUUUAAUUUUAAACUGAUUGAGCUGCCAUAGUCAAAGAGACGACAGUAAAUGAUUGAAGCGUGGUGAGACAGCACAGUCUCUCUUUGCUGGACUAACUCAGUCAAAUUGACGGCACAUCACAGUUUGAUAGAAAACAGUGAGGUGAAACGCAAUAAUAAUGUAAUAAUUUAUAAAACUAGAUCCCAAAGCAAAUGAUUUCAUGUGAAUAUGUUGAGUUCUUUCACUUUGAUGCACUUUACAGAUGAAAGAGAUUUGAUUCUGGUAAAAAUGAUCUCUAAAGUAAUCUGCUGUACUCGUCUUAACUGUUUUGAAAACAUUGACGCCGUUUUCUAAUAUUUGUAUUUUUAAAUUAAAGAGAAUUUAUAAAUAA